This is a messenger RNA of Syngnathoides biaculeatus (alligator pipefish), 2655 nucleotides long. RefSeq names its product cullin-3-B-like. The transcript is spliced from 16 exons. The record is from RefSeq and is a predicted model, not a curated record. Gene Ontology annotation, cellular component: Cul3-RING ubiquitin ligase complex. Gene Ontology annotation, molecular function: ubiquitin protein ligase binding. Gene Ontology annotation, biological process: ubiquitin-dependent protein catabolic process; protein ubiquitination. NCBI's taxonomy places the organism in Eukaryota, Metazoa, Chordata, Actinopteri, Syngnathiformes, Syngnathidae. The coding region runs from base 123 to 2474 and encodes 783 amino acids.
GCAGAUCAUACGUAAUGAUUUUCGACAAGCCUAGCUUAUGACGUCAGAAUGUCGUUUAUUACAAAGGCAAAAUCUCCGGCCAGAGCGCUUCCUGAUACAAAGCUAGCACCCAGACGCAUCUCAUGCUGUCUCUUAUUAUUAAUUGGGAGCGUCAUCCGCCGUUCAUGAGAAUCAUGGCUAAUCUUAAGGACGAGACCAAGAAGGAGGCAAAAAUGAGGAUACGCGCUUUCCCUAUGACAAUGGAUGAGAAGUAUGUGGAAAAUAUCUGGGCCCUGCUAAAGAAUGCCAUCCACGAGAUCCAGCGGAAGAACAACAGUGGACUGAGCUUCGAAGAGCUGUACAGGAACGCCUACACCAUGGUGCUCCACAAGCAUGGGGAGAAGCUCUAUACAGGCCUGAGGGAGGUGGUCACAGAGCAUCUCAUUAACAAAGUACGACAAGAUGUCCUUAAAUGCCUUAAUAAUAAAUUUCUGCAAAUUCUAAAUCAAGAAUGGAAUGACCAUCAAACUGCCACCAUCAUGAUUCGAGACAUCCUCAUGUACAUGGACCGAGUUCAUGUUCAGCAAAACAACGUGGAGAACGUGUACAACCUCAGCGUCAUCGUAUUCAGAGACCAGGUGGUCCACUACGGCUGCAUUCGAGAACACUUAUGGCAGACGCUACUGGACAUGAUUAAACGAGAGAGGAGGGGAGAAGUUGUCGACAGGGGAUCCAUCAGAAACACGUGCCAGAUGCUGAUGGUUCUUGGCCUGGACAGCAGGAUUGUGUACGAGGAAGACUUUGAGCGACCGUUCUUAGAAAUGUCAGCCGAAUUCUACCAGAUGGAAAGCCAAAGGUUUCUCACAGAAAACAGCACCAGCAUCUACAUCAAGAAGGUGGAGGCCAGAAUCAACGAGGAGAUCGAGCGGGUCAAGCAUUGCUUGGACAAGUCAACGGAGGAGUCCAUUGUCAAGGUGGUGGAAAGGGAGCUGAUAACUAAACAUAUGAAAACCAUAGUGGAGAUGGAGAACUCCGGCAUGGUCCACAUGCUCCACAAUGGCAUAACAGAAGACCUUUUGUGCAUGUACAAGCUGUUCAGUCGUGUCCCAGAUGGCCUAAAAACAAUGUGUGACUGUAUGAGUUUGUACUUGAGAGAGCAGGGCAGGGCUCUAGUAUCGGAGGAAGGAGAGGGCAAAAACCCAGUCGACUAUAUCCAGGGCCUGCUGGACCUGAAGAGGGUGUUUGACCAUUUCCUUCACAAGUCUUUCAACAAUGACAAAUUAUUCAAACAAACCAUAGCAGGAGACUUUGAGUAUUUCCUCAAUCUCAACUCCCGCUCACCAGAGUACCUGUCACUCUUCAUCGACGAUAAGCUCAAGAAAGGAGUACGAGGGUUGACAGAACAGGAGGUUGAGUUCAUUCUGGACAAGACCAUGGUGUUGUUCCGGUUUCUGCAAGAGAAAGAUGUUUUUGAAAGGUACUACAAGCAGCAUCUGGGCCGCAGACUGCUGAGCAACAAGAGCGUCUCGGACGAUUUGGAGAAGAGCAUGAUCUCCAAGCUCAAAACAGAAUGUGGCUGUCAGUUCACUUCAAAGCUAGAAGGGAUGUUUCGAGAUAUGACCAUCUCCAACACCACCAUGGAUGAGUUCAGGCGACAUGUACACGUCACGUCGGCCUAUCUAUGUGGCGUGGACUUGACCGUCCGCGUCCUGACUACCGGUUACUGGCCCACGCAGUCAGCAACACCCAGAUGCACCAUCCCUCUUUCCCCCCAGCAUGCUUUUGAGGUCUUCAAAAGGUUUUACCUCGCCAAACACAGUGGCAGGCAGCUCACACUGCAACAUCACAUGGGUGGGGCAGACCUAAUUGCGACUUUCUACGGCACUUUGAAAAAAGAUGAUGGUUCUGGGGCGAGCUUCGGAGGUGGCCAAAUGAGCGGUUCAAACUCCCGGAAGACCAUUCUGCAGGUGUCCACAUUCCAGAUGACCAUCCUCAUGCUCUUCAACCACAAAGAAUGCUUCUCAUUUGAGGAGAUCCACAAUGAAACGGAUAUUCCCAGAUGGGAGUUAGUGCGAGCACUGCAGUCUCUGGCCUGCGGAAAGCCCACGCAGAGAGUUCUCACCAAAGAGCCAAAGUCCAAGGAAAUAGAAAACGGACAUUUGUUUACAGUCAAUGACCAGUUUACUGCCAAAGUGCACAGAGUCAAAAUACAGACAGUCGCUGCUAAACAAGGUGAAUCUGACCCAGAAAGGAAAGAGACGCAGCAGAAAGUGGAUGACGACAGGAAGGUGAUGAUCGAGGCGGCCAUAGUGCGUAUUAUGAAAUCCAGGAAGAAAAUACAGCACAACGUCCUGGUGGCCGAGGUGACUCAGCAGCUGCAGGCACGCUUCCUCCCCAGCCCCGUGGUCAUCAAAAAGCGCAUUGAGGGACUUAUAGAGAGGGAAUACUUGGCAAGGACUCCAGAAGACCGUAAUAUGUACACCUACAUUGCAUAAAGGGGGCUGUGUAGAUGGAGGAGAGAGAGUUAAUUUUUUUCUAGGGCCUUACAACUACAAUGUCAUAAAAUGGAAAAUGCACAGAAAAUCCAUCACAUAGAAGCAGUACUAUUCCAGGGAGCCGCUUUUGUUCUUGUACCCCCAGACAUCAGACUGACCGAUCCUUUGUGAAAAAUGUGAA